CGGUUGUAUGCAUUGUUUUAUUGUUAUCCUACUCUAACGCACAUUCAAUUGUAAGUGCACAGGUGCUGGUAUCUCCGUCUCGCUCGCACGCAUAACCGCGUCGGGUCAGUCUCCGGUCUCCUCUCGCGGACGCACGACGCGUUCGAAAUUCAAAAUUUCAAACAUUAGAAAGUGAAGUGUCGAGUGAUUUUUUAAUGACCAAGACCCCUAGUGUUGUGCCGUGUUUCUAGUGAUGCUCCUGGCUUUGUUUUUUGGAUUUGUCGGAUUGGAUUGUUCUUCCAACUAAGUGAAUUUGGUAACACAAAUGUAAUCAAAAGUGUCUAAGCAGAUGAUGAUUAUGUAACUAAACUAACUAAAGUGGCCAGUGAAAUUCUAACUGAAGUGAAAAGUGAAACAGAUGUGAGUGACUUAAAAAAUAUCACCUAUGGUCGGAACCAUGAUGUGGUUCAAACGGGAGCCGAAGGUUGUGGACAAACCUUCAGAGAAUGGGACGGUUAAGGGAGAGAACGGGAUGGUGAAUAGACUGAGGAGGAAGAAGGCGAUAACCCUCAAGCCGACAAGGGAGUCGAGCGAGAGGGAAACCUCGACGGAGAGCGAAAAGGAGAAACGACGACAUUCUGACAUUUUGGACAUGAAAGUGUCGCUAGAACGGAGAGAUGAGAGCGACGAAUCGUUGUACGAAUCAGCUGAUUGCCACAGCGACGCCAUAUCGGCCAGCGAUGAUGCGAUCCCAAGACUUAGUAAAAGCCCCACCAUGAGCAAGGAAUCACUUAAACUGGCCGUGACUGACGAGGAGGUCGAUUUAGCGAAAAAUAAGAAAACACAUCGAAAAACCAUGUCAUUAUCGAACCCUCUGGAAAUAGUCAAGAACCUUGGCGAUGAUUGGUUCGAUCACAAAAGAGAUCUCGACAAACAUUCUGACAAAAAGAAAUCCAGAGAAAGCCUUUGGAGUGAAGAGGAAAAAGACUCGGUUCAUGGAUCCACCACGAAACUAGAACAGAUGAGGAAGAACAGCAAGAAAGAGGAUAAGAGUAACUCUAGCAGUAGAAAAAGCAGUACCGCUGAUGCUCCUAAAUCAAGAAAGAGUAGUAAAGGUUCCUCUGUUGGCUCUUUCUUUCUCAGAAGGAAAAAGACUCCGACGACUGUUAAGCCAGUUGAAGCUGUGGCUGAAGCUAUUGACAAGAUCGUCAGUACGACUGAAAUUCUAAAUUAUACUAGAUCCUUUCUGGAAGAGGAAAAGCGACAUGCGUCUAUAACCACACAGGAUGGCAAACCUUCUGAAGACACCGAUACUGACGAAGAACUACCAACACCUAAAGUAAUCGGAGAACAUAGGCGGAGGUUAAGCCGACAGACUUCUAGAAGCAAAAGCAAGGUCAGAGGGAAAAGUCAGACCGUGAAAGUGAACACAUUAAGAAAAUCACAUAGUGGGACUUUGAAGAAGUCAAAGAAGAAGAUUAAGACUCCUCAAGCUGUAAGAAGUAGGCAAGCAAGCGUCGUAGAGUCAACGCCUAUUGUGAAAAAGAAAUUUGAUGCUAGCAACACCAACAAGCAUCAUAACUCCUGGCUGUUCAGCGGAAAUAGAGGAGAAUCGAAACGAGAGGGUUCCUCGGAAGAGCCGACAGCGCCCGAGCCGGAGACGGAAGCCACUGAUGCCAGCAAGGACCCGCCUAAGGACACCAAUUGGCGUGCAGCGUCAUCUGGCGGCCGCGGCGUGAACCGCGCAGAGAGCUGUCGCGAGCGCGACCCGCCCCGCCGCGGCAAACAUCGGAACGCGAGCGACCCCAACCGUCUCACCGCGCACAACAACCAUGACUUGGAAGGUGGCGCAGCGACAGCCCCAUCAGGCAGUUCCAGCAGCUCCAGCUUGUCUUCCAGAAGUAACGAGAGCACCACGGUGCCCGCUGAUCCGCAAGCUUCCCAAUCGGACUGGUCGGAGGAGGAAGACCCGCUAGCCCCGCAGUGGGCGGACAGCCUCCCUCCUCAAAUUCUGGAUUCGCUGCUGCUGGACAAGCGGCACAGGAAACGUCAGGAGGUUAUCCAUGAACUAAUCGUCUCUGAAGGCUCCCACGUCCGUUGGCUCAAAGUCCUCGGCGUCGAUUUCCUUCGACCUCUCGAAAAGCAGCCGUCUCUUUUACCCGCCGAAGAACUGAGGGCACUCUUCCCUAACCUCCCUGGAGUUAGAGAGAGACACAUGAAGUUGUACGCGGAUCUGAGGGCGCUGAGGAAUGAUUCGAGUAACCAUAUUGUGCCGAUUAGGGCGGUUGCUGAUGCCAUGCUUGGAACGUUGGGUGACUCGGGCUACGCGUCCUGCCUGUCCCGGUUCUGCCGCGGGCAACGCCUCGCGCUGGAGACCCUCCGCGAACGUCGCAGGAAGAACAAAGAAUUGCACCAUUUCCUGUCAGCCCGGGAGCAGUUACCCAGAUGUGGGAGAUUGCAACUACGGGAUCUACUCGCCUGUGUUUGGCAGAGAUUGACGAAGUACCAGCUCCUCCUGCAAGGCAUCGUGGACACGGUGUGCGAGUCAGACGCGGACACCGACGAGGACAUCGCCCAACUAAAGAAAGCGCACGACACCGCCAAAGAUGUGCUGCAGAGUGUCGACACUGCUAUCAGGACCGCUGAGAAUGACCACAGGCUUCGAACAAUCCAGAACAAACUGGAAAUCCGCGCGGGCAGUGAAUGGGAAGAAUUGCGAAGACUGGAUUUAACCCAGCGACAACUGCGUAUGGAAGGAGACUUGGCUAUCAGGCAUGAUGGCAACAAGAAGAUCAGCGUGUUGGCUCUGAUGCUGACCGACGUGUUGGUCCUCCUGCAGCGAGAAGGCGACAAGUUCGUUCUCCGGCCCAUUCCUGCUCCCAGCCAGCAGGGGGCGCUUUCGCCUCUCGUCAAAUGGGACAAGGUGUUGUUCCGUCCGAACGCGGCGGCGCGCAACACGUUCUUCCUGAUGAACAUCAACGGCGUGCAGAUGCACGAGCUGUCCGCCAACACGCCCGCAGAAUACUCCACAUGGGUGAAGAACAUCCAAGAAUGUCCUCUGGCCAAACUUGCUGAGCAAAAACCCAGCCUCACACCCCAGCACACGCACUCGGCCUCCACCGCCAGUCGCACCACCGACGACGAAGGUAGCAACGUAUCCCGCAACCCAUCUGAUGCCUCCGAGAAAUCCGCCGCAGCCGAAGAGCGGGACAGAGUUAGCGCCGAGAGGGAGAGGGAACGAGCGGUCAGCGCCGAGAGGGAAAGAGAGAGGGAAGCGGAGAAACAGGAGGAGGAGAAAGAGAAGGAACGCGAGAAGGAUGAAGUUGUCGAUAGGGAGGAUAAGCAUGUAGCACGGCGGCCCACCAUGUCCCGCAUCUCGACGCACGAGGCCCCGCCGCCGCGGGCGCUGGAGCCGCAGGCCGCCGUCACCGUGAGCGCCGCGCAAGCCGAGCAGGCGCACACCGCCGUCAGGGCCUUCACUCCGCAAGGUACGCUUACAAACCGUCCUCCAGAGCACGGCGGCCCACCAUGUCCCGCAUCUCGACGCACGAGGCCCCGCCGCCGCGGGCGCUGGAGCCGCAGGCCGCCGUCACCAGCACGGCGGCCCACCAUGUCCCGCAUCUCGACGCACGAGGCCCCGCCGCCGCGGGCGCUGGAGCCGCAGGCCGCCGUCACCGUGAGCGCCGCGCAAGCCGAGCAGGCAGCACGGCGGCCCACCAUGUCCCGCAUCUCGACGCACGAGGCCCCGCCGCCGCGGGCGCUGGAGCCGCAGGCCGCCGUCACCGUGAGCGCCGCGCAAGCCGAGCAGGCGCACACCGCCGUCAGGGCCUUCACUCCGCAAGCACGGCGGCCCACCAUGUCCCGCAUCUCGACGCACGAGGCCCCGCCGCCGCGGGCGCUGGAGCCGCAGGCCGCCGUCACCGUGAGCGCCGCGCAAGCCGAGCAGGCGCACACCGCCGUCAGGGCCUUCACUCCGCAAGCGCCGCGCAAGCCGAGCAGGCGCACACCGCCGUCAGGGCCUUCACUCCGCAAGGUACGCUUACAAACCGUCCUCCAGAGCACGGCGGCCCACCAUGUCCCGCAUCUCGACGCACGAGGCCCCGCCGCCGCGGGCGCUGGAGCCGCAGGCCGCCGUCACCGUGAGCGCCGCGCAAGCCGAGCAGGCGCACACCGCCGUCAGGGCCUUCACUCCGCAAGGUACGCUUACAAACCGUCCUCCAGAGCACGGCGGCCCACCAUGUCCCGCAUCUCGACGCACGAGGCCCCGCCGCCGCGGGCGCUGGAGCCGCAGGCCGCCGUCACCGUGAGCGCCGCGCAAGCCGAGCAGGCGCACACCGCCGUCAGGGCCUUCACUCCGCAAGAACAACUGCGCCGCCUAGACGAAGUGAUCACCCGAUCCCUGCGGGCCAAGAGCGCAGUCGUGGCGGAACUAUUGGGCGUGCCGGCCGACAGCUACGCGCAGGUGGCCGACCUGGCCGUGACCGAAGCUUUAGGACAAUGUGAUACAUCAGGCGAAUUACGACUUCAACGCAGCGUGAGUAACGAGGAACCUUCGGAAAUUCACACGCUGCUGCUCGCCGCUCUCACGCAAGCAAACCAACUAACAGAGUCCCUCACGCGGGCGCUGAACGUGAACGAGGCGGCGGCCGUGGCGGCGCGCGCUCGCGGCCGCUGCGACCGCUGCAGCCGCCACCCGCUGCAGCGCAGCUCCACGCUGCGGGCUGACAGCAGAGACGCUGGCGGUGAGACUACGACACUAAUACUAACAGAGUCCCUCACGCGGGCGCUGAACGUGAACGAGGCGGCGGCCGUGGCGGCGCGCGCUCGCGGCCGCUGCGACCGCUGCAGCCGCCACCCGCUGCAGCGCAGCUCCACGCUGCGGGCUGACAGCAGAGACGCUGGCGGUGAGACUACGACACUAAUACUAACAGAGUCCCUCACGCGGGCGCUGAACGUGAACGAGGCGGCGGCCGUGGCGGCGCGCGCUCGCGGCCGCUGCGACCGCUGCAGCCGCCACCCGCUGCAGCGCAGCUCCACGCUGCGGGCUGACAGCAGAGACGCUGGCGGUGAGACUACGACACUAAUACUAACAGAGUCCCUCACGCGGGCGCUGAACGUGAACGAGGCGGCGGCCGUGGCGGCGCGCGCUCGCGGCCGCUGCGACCGCUGCAGCCGCCACCCGCUGCAGCGCAGCUCCACGCUGCGGGCUGACAGCAGAGACGCUGGCGGUGAGACUACGACACUAAUACUAACAGAGUCCCUCACGCGGGCGCUGAACGUGAACGAGGCGGCGGCCGUGGCGGCGCGCGCUCGCGGCCGCUGCGACCGCUGCAGCCGCCACCCGCUGCAGCGCAGCUCCACGCUGCGGGCUGACAGCAGAGACGCUGGCGGUGAGACUACGACACUAAUACUAACAGAGUCCCUCACGCGGGCGCUGAACGUGAACGAGGCGGCGGCCGUGGCGGCGCGCGCUCGCGGCCGCUGCGACCGCUGCAGCCGCCACCCGCUGCAGCGCAGCUCCACGCUGCGGGCUGACAGCAGAGACGCUGGCGGUGAGACUACGACACUAAUACUAACAGAGUCCCUCACGCGGGCGCUGAACGUGAACGAGGCGGCGGCCGUGGCGGCGCGCGCUCGCGGCCGCUGCGACCGCUGCAGCCGCCACCCGCUGCAGCGCAGCUCCACGCUGCGGGCUGACAGCAGAGACGCUGGCGGUGAGACUACGACACUAAUACUAACAGAGUCCCUCACGCGGGCGCUGAACGUGAACGAGGCGGCGGCCGUGGCGGCGCGCGCUCGCGGCCGCUGCGACCGCUGCAGCCGCCACCCGCUGCAGCGCAGCUCCACGCUGCGGGCUGACAGCAGAGACGCUGGCGGUGAGACUACGACACUAAUACUAACAGAGUCCCUCACGCGGGCGCUGAACGUGAACGAGGCGGCGGCCGUGGCGGCGCGCGCUCGCGGCCGCUGCGACCGCUGCAGCCGCCACCCGCUGCAGCGCAGCUCCACGCUGCGGGCUGACAGCAGAGACGCUGGCGGUGAGACUACGACACUAAUACUAACAGAGUCCCUCACGCGGGCGCUGAACGUGAACGAGGCGGCGGCCGUGGCGGCGCGCGCUCGCGGCCGCUGCGACCGCUGCAGCCGCCACCCGCUGCAGCGCAGCUCCACGCUGCGGGCUGACAGCAGAGACGCUGGCGGUGAGACUACGACACUAAUACUAACAGAGUCCCUCACGCGGGCGCUGAACGUGAACGAGGCGGCGGCCGUGGCGGCGCGCGCUCGCGGCCGCUGCGACCGCUGCAGCCGCCACCCGCUGCAGCGCAGCUCCACGCUGCGGGCUGACAGCAGAGACGCUGGCGGUGAGACUACGACACUAAUACUAACAGAGUCCCUCACGCGGGCGCUGAACGUGAACGAGGCGGCGGCCGUGGCGGCGCGCGCUCGCGGCCGCUGCGACCGCUGCAGCCGCCACCCGCUGCAGCGCAGCUCCACGCUGCGGGCUGACAGCAGAGACGCUGGCGGUGAGACUACGACACUAAUACUAACAGAGUCCCUCACGCGGGCGCUGAACGUGAACGAGGCGGCGGCCGUGGCGGCGCGCGCUCGCGGCCGCUGCGACCGCUGCAGCCGCCACCCGCUGCAGCGCAGCUCCACGCUGCGGGCUGACAGCAGAGACGCUGGCGGUGAGACUACGACACUAAUACUAACAGAGUCCCUCACGCGGGCGCUGAACGUGAACGAGGCGGCGGCCGUGGCGGCGCGCGCUCGCGGCCGCUGCGACCGCUGCAGCCGCCACCCGCUGCAGCGCAGCUCCACGCUGCGGGCUGACAGCAGAGACGCUGGCGGUGAGACUACGACACUAAUACUAACAGAGUCCCUCACGCGGGCGCUGAACGUGAACGAGGCGGCGGCCGUGGCGGCGCGCGCUCGCGGCCGCUGCGACCGCUGCAGCCGCCACCCGCUGCAGCGCAGCUCCACGCUGCGGGCUGACAGCAGAGACGCUGGCGGUGAGACUACGACACUAAUACUAACAGAGUCCCUCACGCGGGCGCUGAACGUGAACGAGGCGGCGGCCGUGGCGGCGCGCGCUCGCGGCCGCUGCGACCGCUGCAGCCGCCACCCGCUGCAGCGCAGCUCCACGCUGCGGGCUGACAGCAGAGACGCUGGCGGUGAGACUACGACACUAAUACUAACAGAGUCCCUCACGCGGGCGCUGAACGUGAACGAGGCGGCGGCCGUGGCGGCGCGCGCUCGCGGCCGCUGCGACCGCUGCAGCCGCCACCCGCUGCAGCGCAGCUCCACGCUGCGGGCUGACAGCAGAGACGCUGGCGGUGAGACUACGACACUAAUACUAAAAGAGUCCCUCACGCGGGCGCUGAACGUGAACGAGGCGGCGGCCGUGGCGGCGCGCGCUCGCGGCCGCUGCGACCGCUGCAGCCGCCACCCGCUGCAGCGCAGCUCCACGCUGCGGGCUGACAGCAGAGACGCUGGCGAACCACCAUCACCCCCGCGGUCCCCAGGCCAACUGGACUCCCGGCUGAACGACUCAAUGUCCAUGCUGGAUACCAUCUCGUCGCUAGAGAAGGAAGCCUCGUUCGACAUGCUCAGCGACCUUGAACCCCAAGAGCCUAACGCCGAAGACGCUCUAGGUGAGUCCACUCUUCAAACCAGCCGGCUGGACUCCCAGCUGGACGACUCAAGUGUCCAUGCUGGACACCAUCUCGUCGCUAGAGAAGGAAGCCUCGUUCGACAUGCUCAGCGACCUUGA
Messenger RNA from Cydia splendana, 7750 nucleotides. RefSeq lists its product as uncharacterized. Lineage: Eukaryota; Metazoa; Arthropoda; Insecta; Lepidoptera; Tortricidae. The transcript is spliced from 24 exons. Gene Ontology annotation, cellular component: cytoplasm. The record is from RefSeq and is a predicted model, not a curated record. The coding region runs from base 425 to 7750 and encodes 2441 amino acids. Gene Ontology annotation, molecular function: guanyl-nucleotide exchange factor activity; G protein-coupled receptor binding. Gene Ontology annotation, biological process: G protein-coupled receptor signaling pathway.